ACCGAAAGUUGAUGUGGUAUUUUUGCUAGUUAAACUGACACUGCUUCUAGAAAUUCCUCUUUGCUUCUGCUCACAUUCAAAUAUUUAUUAUAGAAUUUUUAUGUGGCCUCUGCUUUAGUAUGUUACAUAACUUCUUCUAAGCACCUCAUGUUGUAGAACUUGGUUUUGUUCAGUUGAGAAUGGAUAAGAGUUGGAUGCGAGCAACAAGGUCUUCCGCCGAGUAUUCUGAAGGAACUAGCAACUUCAUAAAAUUUGCUUUUCGUACGUCAGCAAAAAAAAAAAGGAUUCUGUGCCCUUGCAAGAUAUGUGUAAACUCUCAUUGGUUAGGUGAACUUCAAGUCUAUGAUCAUUUGAUUUAUGAUGGAUUCAUGGCUGGAUAUACCACAUGGAUUCAUCAUGGAGAAAGUAUGCGGCCCUCCGAAACAACUUCAGGUCCUAGUUCACAGUUUGAAGAAUAUGCUGAUAGUGAUGAGAUGGAUGAGAUGCUACUGGAAGGAUUUGGGAUGUACGAUACUUGUACUUUAGGAGAGGAGCAAGAGUCUGAAGAUGACUUGGACGAUGAUGUUGAAGCAUACUAUAGAUUAGUUAAUGAUGGACGCCAAGAGAUGUACCCAGGUUGCAAAAGAUUCUCGAAGCUUCAAUUUUUGGUGAGGUUGCUUCACAUCAAGAAUAUGAGGGGAAUGAGCAAUGUCUGCUUUGAUGAGGUAUUCACAAUAAUUAAGGAGGCACUUCCAGAAGGUGAGGCCUUGCCCAAAAAUUUUCAUGGGGACAAAAAGUUUGUGAGAGCGAUUGGUAUUGGAUAUGAUAGUAUAGAUGCAUGCAAAAACGAUUGCUUUCUAUUUAGGAAGGAGCAUGCUGAUGCCAUAUCAUGUCCAGUAUGUGGCACAAGUAGAUGGAAGAGCGUAAAUACUGGAGUUGAUGGAAGGCGUGUCCACAAGGUGCCUCAAAAGGUGGUUCGUCAUUUCCCGCUAAAGAAGAGACUCCAAAUGUUGUUCGCUUCUACAAAGAUGACAUCAGAUAUGAGGUGGCACAGCGAAGGCCGAACAAAGGACGGCUUGAUACGACACCCACCUGAUUCACCUGCAUGGAAACACUUUUAUGCUAUUCACAAAGACUUCAGUUCAGAAGAUUGCAACGUUAGAUUUGGAUUGGGAGCUGAUGGUUUCAACCCUUUUGGAUAUAUGAAUCUCUCAUAUAACAUAUGGCCAUCUUGAUCCCCUACUGACGAUGACAUGUACCUAGGGUAUGGUCAUAGGCGACCUAGACGCCCUACCCAAGGACACAGCCCUAGAGUCAAAGACAUUUGAAGUACAACAUAAGAUACCGACUGAAAUCACCUUGGAGUGCAAUCCACUCGACCAUCUAUUCCACUCGGAUACUCCAAUUCCACUCGACCAAGAAAGAGUCACUCGAACAUACGAAGAAUCACUCGGAGAGAUCUAAAGCCACUCCAGGAUGGCAACAGACAUGCGUUCACUCUGUAGUCUUAAAGGCCAUUAAUAGUCAUUUAUAGAGGGCGUUACUAGUAACGCCCCUGUCUUAACUAACAUUGAACCCUGUGUAACCGAGGGCUAGAGGGGUCUGGCACACUCUAUAUAAGCCACCCCCCUCCUCAGGCACAAGGGUUCGCACACCCUGUAACUCGCGUGUACAAUCUCACCGUAGCUAGGACCUUGCCUCCUCUUACGUACCCCUAUUCUUACUGACAGAUUUAGUACCACGACAGUUGGCGCCCACCUUGGGGCAGGCGUCUUAGCGACUUCCGGUGAUUUUGCAGUUUUUCCGAUCUCCAUCAACAUGGUUUCCGGCGGUGGUUUGGCCAUGGGCCACGAGAUCCGUCUUGGCGCACUCGUCUUCGUCGCGGACGACUCCGCCUGGCUCCAAGAGGCCCCCCUCGAUGUCGAGGCCCUUCCGGGCCGUGGGGCAGCGCACUUCUGCACGAGUGCCUGCGGCGUCCUCCUACGUCAGCCGUCGACCCAGUAUCGGUCGGCUCCCGUGUCAUAUGCUCCUCCCGCUGUACGCUGAUACGUCUCCAACGUAUCUAUAAUUUUUGAUUGUUCCAUGC
Messenger RNA from Aegilops tauschii subsp. strangulata, 2065 nucleotides. RefSeq lists its product as uncharacterized. The record is from RefSeq and is a predicted model, not a curated record. NCBI's taxonomy places the organism in Eukaryota, Viridiplantae, Streptophyta, Magnoliopsida, Poales, Poaceae.